Messenger RNA from Paralichthys olivaceus (Japanese flounder), 2010 nucleotides. Lineage: Eukaryota; Metazoa; Chordata; Actinopteri; Pleuronectiformes; Paralichthyidae. The record is from RefSeq and is a predicted model, not a curated record.
AUGCCGUCUACCCUCCUCUGCUUCGGGGUGGGUGUGGUCUUAUUCUCGUUGGCUCCGUCCACCCUGUCGUUCUCCCGCGGUGCCAGCCACACCUCCUGUCAAGAAAUGAUUCCCGGUCACAUUCGUGCUCAACCCCAGGACCCGCAGCACAGCUUCGUCAGCCUGCGCACAUCCGCCUCCUCUUACCUGCCUGGACAAUUAAUUACAGUAACUGUCCGAAGCUCUCGGGACUUCAUGGGUUUCCUGCUCCAGGCUCGAAGUGUGGAGGGGGGCGGGGGCCGAGCUGGAGGCAGGGCUGGAGUCGGGGUCAGAGCUAGAGGUGGAACAGGCAUCCGGUCCACAGGAGUCGGCCCAAUGGUGAUGGGAGGCUCCUGGACGCUCACUCCUCCUGGAACUCACACCCUGCGCUGCCUCUCAGACGGUGACACCCUCACCCACUCUGACAAACAGCUGAAGAGAAACCUUUCGUUUGUGUGGCGAGCUCCUGAUGCACCCAUGGGUGACAUACGGUUCUACAUCACGGUGGUGCAGUCGUACUUUGUGUAUUGGGCAGGUAUUGAGUCUGCAGUGGUGCAUGAUGGGAGUCGCAGAUCUUGGAGUGGGAGCAAAACCACAAAGGUUGAUGGAGAAACUACAACUUUUGCACUGCAGGAAAAUGAAGCUGCUGCUCUGCCAGACCUCAGAGCCUACAGCGCAUCAAUCCAACUAACAGAGACAGUCGACCCUGCUACCACCACAGGACACAGUCUACCAAGAGGCAGUGGAACCCGGAGCUACAGGUCUCUGGAAACAGUCACGCGUCCCAGCUUAGAGACGAACAGCUCUGCAAUUGGCUCUGACCACCUGACAAACCAGGCAGUUAAUGACAGGAACAGCACAAAGUCGUCAGGAGCUCUUCCAAAUGUUACCAGUGGCAGUGAGAGUUCAGGGUCUCUCUCUGCUGGGACAGAAGAAGCAGGUAGUGACACAGGGAGCUUUGUUGCUCAUACUGAGGACCUCAAAAGAUCUAUUUUCCAAUCCAACCGCUUUUCAACAGCCCCAAUCCCCACAGAGGAGAAGGCUGCAGAAACCAGACUUACUACCAGUGUUUCACCAGACAUCACUGUUCAAACCUCAACCAGUCCUCGUUCCCUUUCUUCCGUCCCUCUUCUAAAAGAUGUUGAUGUGGAAAGAAAAGAGAGGAUGAAGUUACAGGAUCCAAAACUGUCCAUUCUGACAAAAAUGUUGAACAUAGGUUCGACCUUUUCCUCGCCCUCUUCCUCCGCCAUCUCAUCAGCUCUCCCCUCCACUUCAUCAACAGACUUAUCCACCUCUUCCAUUUCCUCUGUUUCACCUUCACCUCCUCCUUUGACAGUAACAUCUUCUUCAUUCUCACUGGGUUCCUCGUUUUCUACGUCCUCCCCUCACCUAAGACCCUCUCCUGCUCCCCUUCGCGCUCCCUACAACCCCCGCAUGUCCUCUCCCUCCCCUGUGCCCUCCCAGAAGCUGACCAUGGGCCAGAGUUUGCUGAUUCAGAAUCACUUAGCCCGAUCAGAUCCUCAGCCCAACCUCACCCCAGCAACACAGAGAACAGUGGUUCAUGCAAAUCCUGAACCUCAUCCAAACCUUGACCCAAACUCCAAACUAAAUCUCGGGUAUGAGUUGAAAACAAACCUUCCUAAAACUGAUACCAAACCAAAACGUCCUUCCAAUCCCCCUGGGACUCCAGACAAAGAAGGGAAGUAUCCAGACAUCAUCCCCAGACACAGUGCCUGGGAGCUGGGCAUGCUGCUGGGCUGCUCAGCUGGCUUAGGCAUGGUGCUGGUGGUUGGGGUAAGGUACAUGUACCGGCAGGCCUGCGGCAAACGGACAGAGGUGACACUGAACGACAGAGAGAGAGAGUAUGAGAGAGGAGAGAGAGGGCUGAUCCACGUCCAGGAGUGUGGGGAUUUGGUCAGAGUCCGAAGAAUCAGAGAGAACAGCUUUGUGCUUCUGGCAGAGUACGAUAUACUGGCAUCACCUGGAGACUGA